UGUCAGUAAGGUAAAUUUUGAGGCAACUGGCUCUUCGGGACGUUGGCAAUCUUAUCGUCGUUAUUUGAAGAUGGCUACCAGACACGUACUCGUUUACUUCAUUUUGUCAAUGAUGACGACAGCAGUCAUUUGCCAGACGUUCCAAUACAGUCACGGCUGGACGAACGGCAAAAGAUCCAUGCUGGAAGAGCUCGCGAAUUCCGCUGGCAAGAAUUCGCAUCAAUUAGACAAUGUCCUUGUCGACUGCGAGCUACAGAAGUUGAGAUUAUUGCUUCAAGGAAACGCUAACAGUCAAUUGAUCCAACUUCCUUGUGAAUUGUUCUUCUCUGCAAAAAGAAAUUUAGCGGAAUCCGUGGACAACGUCGACCACUUCCGGCGACAGGCUACUCCUAUCAACAAUAAUUAUUAAAUCUCUCCAUCGAAUGUUUCUUUCCGGAUUAGAUCAAAUCGAUUGACAUUCUACUCUGACGAAAUAAAAACCUGUACCUACGAA
This is a messenger RNA of Megalopta genalis, 493 nucleotides long. It is a transcript of the gene Crz, whose product is annotated as corazonin. NCBI's taxonomy places the organism in Eukaryota, Metazoa, Arthropoda, Insecta, Hymenoptera, Halictidae. The record is from RefSeq and is a predicted model, not a curated record. Gene Ontology annotation, molecular function: corazonin receptor binding. Gene Ontology annotation, biological process: positive regulation of heart contraction.